Molecule: messenger RNA, 2262 nt
Organism: Drosophila novamexicana
Lineage: Eukaryota; Metazoa; Arthropoda; Insecta; Diptera; Drosophilidae
Product: axoneme-associated protein mst101(2)-like
Exons: 2
Coding region: 125-2116 (663 amino acids)
Source: RefSeq, a predicted model, not a curated record
CAUAAAUACAUACAACAUACUUAUAAUUCAAGAGAAAUCCACAAGCUUUCCAUUUAUACAAUCCACGAAUAUCCCAACUUCAUUCUUAUACAAUAAUAUACAUGUAAUACAUAAACAAUUAAUAAUGAAGCUGAAUAAAGUUUGUUUUGCCCAGCCCGGCCAUGUGAAAUUCAUAAAGAGUCGCAAGGCUUUCCCCGUGGUAGUCAGUGCCAAGCGCUUUGAUGCCAUAAUGGACAGGUCCCGCAUGGAAAAAAAGCAUGCAGCCCUGGCCGCAGAGGAAGAAGAGAAACGUUACAUGAAUUACCUGAAGGAAGGCAGUGAUUGGCUGUGCAGCCGUUUUACAAAGAUGUCGCACCAGGACUUGGAUAAGGAAAAGCAGGCGAAACUUGAUCAGGAACUGAAGGAAGCUGCAAUCAGGGAAAAGCAGGUUAAAUAUGAGGAUGAUUUGAACCGGAAAAAACGCAUCUUUCGGGCUAAUCGAAUAUUGGAGAACAUGAAGGAGAACCAAAGAGCAUUGCACCGUGCAGUGGUCGAGAGUGAAGUGAUAUAUCAAAGAAAAUACAACGAGGCUGUUGACCGUGAAAUUGCCGAAGACGCUCGGCGUCAGAAGCGUCUGGAAGAUGAGAUCUGCCCAGAAGUCUUGAUACCACUCUCCAAUAUAACAGAGGAGCAGCUUAAAGCUCAGGAAAAGGCGAAGGCGAUGAUUAUGCGCGCCGAAUUCCUAAAGGACUGCAAAGAGAGACGCGAGAGGAAAUUAGCCGAAAAAGAGCAAGAGGAAUGCGAUGUUCUCAUCGAGCGUGCGCAGUACCAAUGCCUGUACGAGAAGGAACAGAAGGAAGCCAAGGAGCGGGCCGAAAAGAAGCGCGAAUUUUGCCGUCGUGCCUAUAAAGAUGCGCUCAAGGAAAAGGCAGCGAUCAAAGAAUACGAACGCAUAUGCGAUAAAAUUACCGAUCGCAUCAUCUGUGCUGAUGUGACUAGACGCCGCACUCUGGACACGCGCUACAAUAAAGAUUUUAAGGCGAAUUUAGCGAAGAGAAUACGCGAUCGGGAGAAUCGGGCUAUACAAAUCUGCCGCCUCCAUCAGGAAAACAAACGCCAGGCCCAGGAUCAUGAGAGGCAAGUAGGGGAGCAAUAUGAUACAGAGGUGCUGAUGGACGAGGGGCGUCGCCAAUGUGAGAUAAAUGAGCUGUCAAGGCAGCGUCGUGCCUACGAGCUGGAAGAACGCAGGCAGGCUGAGAAGCGACGUGAACGGGAUGCAGAGAUUCGCCGCUUUCAAGUUGCUAAUCGACUCAAGAACAUGGAGACCAACAGAAGAUUCUGUGCAACGCAGAAACGUCAUAAGGAUCAAGCAACUGCCAAUUUACGGGGCAUACUCUUUGGUCAACGGGAUGAUUUCUUGGAACGACGUCAGCGGGAGCUAAUGCAGAUAUCUUCUUGCCAAGCGGAUCCUUACAUAAAAGAGGACGCGAUGUUCUUUGAUGAUGCGCUCAAGGCAGUUGUGCAUGCGCGCAAAACGGGACGUCCUGUUUUCCCGAUGGCUAAGGCUGUGGAGAUCUACACACGCAAGAACCAAAUCGAUAAGGUUCCCGAGAGUCGUAUGGUGGGCAGGAGCAGAAUACGCGACUAUUGCUGGCCUGGAUACCAUUCCAAGGCUGAUUUGGCGUACAAAACUUACGCUCAAAGGGAAAAGUGCCGCGAGGAUCUGCAGUAUGAACGCAAUCAGAUAUUUGACAAGUGUAUAAAAAUCACUAAAAUUGCUGCCGAAGAGCAGCCGUAUAAAAAGUGCGAGCUGGAGUGUCCCAUGAAGUGCUUUCAGCAUCGCGGCAUGCCUGCCGUCGAAAGUAUCGAUUCCUUUGAAUGUGGAAGCAAUGUCUGCUACGAGGAGGAUCUUCAGCCUGGUCAGUGUCCAAUUGCUAUGCAGGUUGCGGAAAAUUGUGACGAGAGUCUUCGAUCGAAUAGGUCGGCAGAUUCAAUAGAGGCACAUUGGAGCUCUCCGGACUUAAAAGAAAGCCCAUUAAGUAGCGCAAGCUCGAUGAAAACUUUAGGUGGAGUUCAUCGAUGCAGUUCAAAUGAAAAAUUCAGCAAAACAGCCGAUCGUAAGCGUAUUUGGCGUUAAAAUUCUAGGAUCUAAUCAGCGAAAUGUAAUGAGCUAGCUUACAAUGAUUAUGCUUAGUUUCUAUAGUUUGAGCGAGUCGCCCUAUUAAUAAUUGUCAAUUGAAAGAAUUUGUCAAAUAACUGUUCUAAGAAGUUGCGAGAAUAUAG